Molecule: messenger RNA, 1886 nt
Organism: Daphnia carinata
Lineage: Eukaryota; Metazoa; Arthropoda; Branchiopoda; Diplostraca; Daphniidae
Product: protein amalgam-like
Exons: 8
Coding region: 296-1753 (485 amino acids)
Cellular component (GO): neuron projection
Molecular function (GO): protein binding
Source: RefSeq, a predicted model, not a curated record
UUGUUUUAUUCAACAAAAAAGAAACCCUCGUUUACAGAGCAAGUAGAACGAGUGAGGGUCGAAAUUUGCCUGUCUUUCCAAGUUCUAUCAGCAACUGUUUUUUUUUGGACAAUUGCCUUUGUUUCACACAAUAUCUCGGUGAUUUCACCAACGCCAUUUGCAUAAGAAUCACGUGGUGUGCCAGUGCAGCGAAAAGUGUCGCAAUUUUGUUUCUCUGUAUUCUCGAAACGACCAUAAGCAUCCCCUGUUUGGAUUUUACUGAAUUUCAUCGAGUGAACACGAAGCAUUUUCGACAAUGGUUUCCCAUUUACAUCUGACGCUCGUCGCUUUCUCAGUUGUGGUGGCGGCGGUAGUUGUGCUGAGCGCGCCGACCGAUUCUACGACGCACGGGCAUGACUUUCACGGAGAUUUCGAAGCGGCCGACGAUGACUACGACGAUUACGACAAGGAGGAAGAGAUGGACUCGUCUUUCAAGAAACCGAAUUUCACGUCGACGCCGCAACAUUUCCGCGUCCGGGUAGGCGACUCUGUCCGUUUGCCGUGCGAGAUCGACGAACUCGGGCCUGGAUACACUUUGUUGUGGAAACGAGAAGAAGGCGACAUCCUGACGGCCGGUUCCGUUCUCAUUGUCAAGGAUACUCGCAUUUCGCACGAGGGCAAUUCACUCAUCAUACGAAACAUCUCUUUGGCCGACCAGGGAUCUUAUAUCUGCCAGAUCUCAACCCAAGAUCAAAGGGAGCUCAGACAUGUCAUCGACAUUCUCGUGCCACCUAGCGUGAAACCUGUUCCACCAACUGGGCUGGCUGUUGUUAAGAAAGGCGAACCGGUGACUUUGUCUUGCGAAGUCGCAGGUAAUCCCCUUCCGGUCGUCACCUGGACUCGCGAGGGAGCUAAGAAAUUCCCUGAUGGACAGCGGACCAUGCUGGGCCAUACGAUAACCUUCGUCAAAACCGACCGACACCACUCUGGCGUCUACACGUGCACAGCCGAAAACUCGGAGGGCAGCCCGGCCAAGGGCGUCAUCAAUCUAGAAGUCACCUAUGAGCCGGAAAUCGAAGUGGAAGUCAACUUUGUGACGAUCGCCGAGGGAUACAAUGCGGAACUGACGUGCACCGUCCACGGCGAGCCCAAACCCAAUGUGUUCUGGACGAAGAAUGGAGAGCGUCUCGAAUCGGCCAGCGGACCUAAUUCACCUCAUCAUCGUUACGUGCAGACGUCGACUGGUUCCCGCCACGUCCUCUCCAUCGAUAACGUCCAGACUCACGAUUUCGCCAAUUACACUUGCCACGGCGAGAACCGAUUCGGCCGCGACCACAAAACCAUCGAAAUGACCGGUGUUGCUAGCAUGGCGACGCUGAAGCGCAACAAACCGCUGACCAACGGCGUCGAGCUGGAAUGGGUCACCGUCAGUCACACUCCGUUGAUGGAGUACCGUCUUCGUUAUCGACGCCCCUCGGCUUCUCAUUGGGAAGAGCUUUUGCUCAAGGCUAACGAGCAAGAUUCUGAACAAGGAGGUAUGCUCUUCAAUCACGUUCACCAACUUCAUGGACUGACGUCUGCGACGGAACACGAAUUGACGAUCGAGUCUAAGAACAAGUUCGGCUGGUCGAGACCCCUACACGUCGAGUUCACCACUUUGCCUGAAGAAGCAGCAGUGCAUGAAGCUGGACGAGUGACGUCCGCUGCCUGUCAGACAAGCUGGUCCGUCGUGUCUGCUACGAUCGUUUUAACAUUGGCCGCUAUUCUUUGUUAGAAAUUAAAUUUAAAAAAAAAGAAGGAAUAGGACAACAGAUAAAUUGCGACCAUCCGUGGACGUCAGAAAUCAGAGCUCCCCCCACCAUUCAUCGUCAACAAGUCCGAAAAUGGCCGCGUUGUUAUUUUGGAAA